AUGCAAAAACAAUUAAACUAAUCAAAAACUCUCAGAAUUCUCACAAUUACAUAUCAAUAAUAUUUUAUUCGAUUUAUUUUCAACGUAUAUAUUAUUUAAAAUAAUUUUUACAAUUUUUAAGUGAAAAAUGGCAAUUUUAAGACAUCAAAGGCAAUAAUAAAAAAAAUGAUUUCCAACAUGAGAUCCGACUCUCAAAUCAAAAUCUUCACACCAAAAAGUAAUUUCUCAAAUUAAAUACAACAAUUUAAGAAUGAUUCAUCUAGAAAUCUAGAAUCUGAAAACAAUCAAUAAAUCAUGAUUUCCAAUUGCUUGAGUAAUUCAAUAAACAAUUUAACUCCCACCAAAUAAAACUUCACAAGGACUCUAAGAAAAACCUCCAUAAAUCAACAAACAAGAAUCAGAGAUGAUAAUAUGAUAAUUUCAUGUUAUUUUUGUGAAAAUGUAGAUAACUUGAACCUUAUCUAACCAUGUUUGUGUGAUGUAUUAUUUUCUUAUUACCCUCAUAGAUUAACUAUCAUGCCUCUUGCUUUAAAUAGAAAAUAAUUAACACUCCAGGUUUAUUUAGUCAAGAGAAUUUCACAUGCUAGUAAUGUGGAAUAUAGUAUAAGGUUUAACAAUUGGAGAUCUAUAGAUCAAAGACCUUUGUAAUCAUACUUUUAUAUUUUAAAGAUCAAUCUUUUCAAUAUCAUAAUGUUUACAUCUAAAUUAAUAAUUACUCUCGGUGGUUUGGGUGGAUUGUCAUAUUGGUUUUAUAACUACACAUAAAAAUAGGAGGAAAUGUCAUCUAUGACUGCUGUAAUAGUGUUGCUCAUAUUGUUAUUUCUCCUCUAUUUGGUUUAUUUGAUAGUAGAAGUUUUUAGAGGGGAACCUGACUUUGAUUGGCAAGUGGUUGAUUAUAAAUCAGAAGUAGAGUAGUAACUGAACCCAGAGGACUUGAAUUUAUUGGAGAACAGGUCGAAAUAAUUAUGCCAUGAUAGACCAAACACCUUACAUCAAAUAACAAGUGUUUAAUACCCAUAAAAUAAUUUAAAUGAGAUUAUUAAUUGAAUUUAAC
Paramecium octaurelia is the source of this 1054-nucleotide messenger RNA. The record is from the annotation of a GenBank genome assembly. NCBI's taxonomy places the organism in Eukaryota, Ciliophora, Oligohymenophorea, Peniculida, Parameciidae.